Molecule: messenger RNA, 792 nt
Organism: Homarus americanus (American lobster)
Lineage: Eukaryota; Metazoa; Arthropoda; Malacostraca; Decapoda; Nephropidae
Gene: B9d2
Product: B9 domain-containing protein 2-like
Exons: 6
Coding region: 211-738 (175 amino acids)
Biological process (GO): cilium assembly
Cellular component (GO): MKS complex
Source: RefSeq, a predicted model, not a curated record
GUCCAUCCAUUGUUUGUAAACAUUAGUGUCCUGAGGCUCAUCUUAGGUCGUGUAAUUCCUUCUUAAUUUUGUUGCAUCGUUUUAAAUGUCUGCAUAAGCCGGUAAAAUUUGUAUAGAAAUAAAUUUUAUACACAAUUUUAAUGCCACCAAUGCUGCUAUGAUGAAAAAUACAGUUGGAAGAGUCUGAGCUAAACUGAGGGCUAAGGCUAUAUGGCUGAAGUACAUAUAAUAGGCCAAGUUACUGGAGCAAGUGGAUUCCCAAAGGCUUCCCUCUUUUGCAAGUGGAUCCUUCAGUUUGGUGGAGGUUGGAAAGUGGUGGAGGGACUUGUGGAAGGCCAGACACAAGCAGAUCAGUCAGAAGUAGAUGAUACUGUGUGCUGGUGUCAUCCUGUGGACAUUCAUUUAGCCACUCGUGGCAUCCAAGAAUGGCCAAAAUUCUUGAUACAAGUAUACAGACAAGAUGAUGUGGGGCGCAUUGAUCUCUGUGGAUAUGGUAUCAUCCAUGUGCCCACAAAGCCAGGUCAUCAUAAAAUGACCUGCCAUACAUGGAGACCAGUUGGAACUUUUGCUGAGGAAUUGAGAAGAACAUUUUUAGGAGGUGGUCCACAGUUGCUGUCCACAGAAUUUAUGCAUUCUGCCCGAGAACGGUACAGGUUGCUUACAGUGGCAUCUGGUUCUGUGCAUUUUGAGUUAGGGAUAAUCCUGAGAAACUUUGAAAAAUAUGGAGUGAUAUGUUAAAUGUAUAUGGUACUAUUGUUGGGAAGUACAGUAUUGUAUAUGGUGAAAUACAUA